Molecule: messenger RNA, 642 nt
Organism: Gasterosteus aculeatus aculeatus (three-spined stickleback)
Lineage: Eukaryota; Metazoa; Chordata; Actinopteri; Perciformes; Gasterosteidae
Source: RefSeq, a predicted model, not a curated record
UCCGUCCUCACUUGGUGUCCCUAUGAACCAAUCAGGCGUCUCCUCUCUGUCUCUCGUCCAGCACAAGCACUUCACAGAGGACAUUCAGACGAGACAGUACAGAGCUCUGGAGGUUCUGAUUGGAGCAGAGUACGGACCACCUGCUGACAUCUGGAGCACCGCCUGCAUGGCCUUUGAGCUGGCGACAGGAGAUUACCUCUUUGAGCCUCACUCAGGAGAAGACUACAGCAGAGACGAAGAUCACAUCGCUCACGUCAUCGAGCUGCUCGGGACGCUUCCUCUGCCCUUCGCCUUGUCUGGCAGGUACUCCAGAGAGUACUUCAACAGGAGAGGCGAGCUGCGUCACAUCUCCAGCCUGAAGCCGUGGGCUCUGUUCGAGGUGCUGUUGGAGAAGUACGAGUGGCCUCUGGAGCAGGCGGCUCAGUUCAGUGACUUCCUGCUGACCAUGUUGGAGCUGCAGCCUGAACGCAGGGCGACGGCGGCGCAGUGCCUGCAGCACGCAUGGCUGCUCACAUAGACGCAGGCUGCACACGUGGACACGGAGGGAAGUUACCAAGCCGACUUCCAUUGAAAUGUUUUAUGUUUGACUGCUGUUCAAUUGUUACACGCUCCCUGUCAGUCAUAAACGGUGCCUUGAAAUGA